AAGAGACUCAACCAAAAGUAGCAACUAGCAAGGGUUAUAAUUUUUUUUAUUUUUUAUUGUUUACAUUUUUUACCCAAAAGUAGCAGCUAGCGAGGUUUCAUUUUAAAUGAUUAUUUUUCAUGUUGAUGUCCCCAAAAUGCUGAAACUAAACAAUGAGAACCGGGACACAACCAUAACUAGCUAGCAAAAUUGUAUUUGAAAUGUUUAUUUUUUUUCCACCCAAAAUGUUUUAUCCUGACGAGAACCAAGAGACUCAACCUAAAGUAGCAGCUAGCAAAAUUGUAUUUUACAUGUUUAUUUUUUCCAUGAUUCCCCCCGCCCCCAAAAAAUGCUUUCUCCAGAUGAUGAGAGCAAAGAGACUCAAGCCGAAAGUAACAUCUAACCGCGCCUCCGUGUGGUUUGGACAUACAAAUACAACUUUUUAUGGUAUUGUAAUUGAGCAUUAUUUGUGUCAAAGGAGGGGGGUGCGUAAUAGACAUCAGAUAAGAGCAAACAAGCGGUUUUCAACAAAGGUCGUCCAACGUUUAGCCAGUUUGGCUGACAUGGAUGUCAUCAUCGAUCAAGGUGCGUCCACGCUGGUCCCGGCAGGUGCACCUGUCAGCCCAGCUUGUCCGUGGCUGGGUGGAGUCUCUCCCCACCGAGUGGUUCUACCGGUUCCACCUGUCAGCUGACGAGGGAUGGGCAGGACACACUCUGCCCCUUCACAACCGCCGCCAGCCCGCAAUAAAGAAGGAAGUGUAUGGAUGCGGUCGGACCGGUUCUCUCUUCCGCCUCAGCACUGUCCUGGCGUGGAGGGGGAGCGACGAGGGGACUGGAUGUAUUUUCUACUCUCUCCGGGGGGCUUCUAAUGUCUAGCAGCGCCACAUCGGGAAGGGAGCCUGAGCGAGCGAUUGCAGCAUGGGGUCGGACGACACGUACAAUUUUGUCUUUAAAGUGGUUUUGAUCGGGGAGUCCGGCGUGGGCAAGAGCAACCUCCUGACGCGCUUCACCAAGAACGAGUUCAACCGCGACAGCCGCACCACCAUCGGCGUGGAGUUCAGCACACGCACCGUCCAGCUGGACAACUGCACCAUCAAGAUGCAAGUGUGGGACACGGCCGGCCUGGAGCGCUACCGGGCCAUUACCUCAGCCUACUACCGCGGCGCGGUGGGCGCCCUGCUGGUGUACGACAUCAGCAAGCACCUGACCUACGAGAGCGCCGAGCGCUGGCUCAAAGAGCUGUACGACCACGCCGACCCCCACAUCGUGGUCAUGCUGGUGGGCAACAAGAGGGACCUGGACAACCUGCGCACCGUGCCCGCCGAGGAGGCCAGGACCUUUGCAGAGAGCAAGGGUCUGCUGUUCAUGGAGACGUCGGCGUUGGACUCCACCAACGUGGAGGCGGCCUUCAUCGACGUCCUGACGGAGAUCCAUCGCAAGGUGGCCAGCAGAGAGGUGACGCGGGGCUCCAUCAGCGCCGUCACGCUGUCGGGGGUGAGCCGAGACAACGGCGAGGCCCAGGAGGAGCGAAGGCGAUGCUGUAAUAGCUCGUGAAAACACACAACCGUACCGUCUUCUUCUUUGGCCGCUAACAUUUAGUUUUCAAUGACGACUCAAAAGACACGUGUCGCAAAUCGUCUUUCUGCAUUGAAAUGAAUGAAAACGCCGUUAAUCCUUUUCGGUGUCCCAAAAACAGCCACCCAAUUUUUUGUAACAUGUUUUCAAAUUGAAAAAUAGCACUCCGGUAGUCACAUUAGUGUCAAGAAUUCAACACUUUAUGCAUCGCGAUUAUUCAAUGGGCAUUGUGCCAUUGUGCGGCUCCUUCUGGUGUGUGCGCUUUGGCUACCAGGGGGCAGUAUAUGCCCGUGAGUAUUGUUGUAUGCUCUGUCUGCCUGUGUUCAAAUCAAAGUUGUUUGAAGGUUUACAAGUACAGCAAUAUCAAUGCUAGUUUCAUUAGCCCGUCUAGGGUGUUUCCCAUUAUGUAUCAGCAUUCAGCUAGCCGGCUAAAGGCAAAGUUAAGUGGUUUGGUUAAAUACGUGUAAAUGGUCUUGCUAGCCAGCUGACGUUUUACAGUAAACCUUUACUGGGAGUGCCGUUCGUUGUGAAGUUCUCACAUUUUUGCUCACAACUCAAGACCCAAAAACUGCAACGGUUCGUACCGCGAAAAUCUCCGAAGUCUGAUCACUCGUAAGUAGAGGUACCACGCAAAUGAAGCUUUCAUUGUAAAGUUGAGUCGCUGUUGGAAAAGAAAGCACUGACAAUAAUUUGAAAUAAAUUAUUUAAGCUUCAAACAAAGAUUCUUUUUUUUUUAUUAUUAUUAUCAUUCAAGUCAAAAUGACCCAAGUCAAAAUGUACAAUAAUAUUCAAUCAUUUAGCAGGGACAAAGGAAGUGAAAAAUCGAAUAAGUGUUAAACUGCGCUUAAUGUAACAUGAAUGUACACCCAUUAUUGUUAAUUUGAAUUAUUAGUCACUGGCUGUAAUUAACAGUAAUCAUAAUUAUCAUCGGUGUUCUUUCCAAAGUGGAAUGUCGCUUUGUAAACCACAUUUCUAACGAGUCACAUUUUUUUUUUUUUUUUUUUUCAUGAAAAAUAUUUUUGUCUCAAAACCUUACGAUUUUUCUCUCUCGAAAUUACAAAUAAAAUCUUGAGGCAUUAUGUAUUUUUUCCUGAAAAUUGUGACUUUGUGCUCUUGAAACAUUCUACUAACUCAGUCAUGUAACAUUCUGACUGCCUCUAGAAAUUACAACUUCAAUUUCGUAAUAUUUCUACUUUUUUCUCAUAACAGUAUAAUUUUUUAAAACUGCAACUUGCGAAAUUCUUCAACAUUCUAUGUAAAAUUCUCUAUUUUUUUUUAUUUUAAAUGUAAAUUUAGUAGUAGUAGUGCAAAUUUUAUUUUCUACAAUAGGAAUUUUCUUGACAAUUAACUUUUUCCCCCCAAUAAAGAUUUUGACUUUUUCUUAUAACUUACAACUUUAGCUGUGCAAUAUAACACAUUUUUAUCCUCAUAACAUAAAUUGUUUUUCUUGUAACUUUCGACUUCUCGCUCGUAACCUUACGACUCAUAAUGUUAUGGUUUUUUUCCUUGAAAAUUACUUCUUACGUCUCAUAAUGUAUCACAAUUCCGUUUUCCCUCAAUGGUGUGAUUUAUUAUUUUUAUUUUUUUGUGAAUAAUUUUGCAUAACUGUCUUGCAGUUGUCAUAAAUGGAUAAACAAUUUAAACAAUAUUGUGCGUGUGAAACUGUGGCCUGAAAGGCAUCAACAAUAUUGCGCUCACAUCGUCAAUCUGGUGUUUGCUCAUCACGUGAAAAUAUGGUUGUCAUGGUAACCACCUCUGACGCCUCCGUGGCGAGCUAAUGAACGACCGCACGAUGAAAGGAAUUUGCGUAACCGUUUCACCACGAGCGAGGAUUUAAUUGGCUUACUUGUGUUGUAUUUGUGUGCGUGUGCAAAUUGUGAUGACUAAUACUUAUCAUAGAAGUAUAAUAGGACAAACUCGCCUAGCAACACGGAAUAAAUGCUCUACAAAGCUUUUUUUAAAUUACAUUAAUUCAAUGACAAUAUGAGUGGUAUUAACACUUAAGUCUCAUCUUUUUUCCCUUGGG
Messenger RNA from Phycodurus eques (leafy seadragon), 3580 nucleotides. Its product is annotated as ras-related protein Rab-25-like. Gene Ontology annotation, molecular function: GTP binding; GTPase activity. Gene Ontology annotation, cellular component: recycling endosome. The record is from RefSeq and is a predicted model, not a curated record. The transcript has 5 exons. Lineage: Eukaryota; Metazoa; Chordata; Actinopteri; Syngnathiformes; Syngnathidae. The coding region runs from base 898 to 1533 and encodes 211 amino acids. Gene Ontology annotation, biological process: exocytosis.